Molecule: messenger RNA, 711 nt
Organism: Salvelinus namaycush (lake trout)
Lineage: Eukaryota; Metazoa; Chordata; Actinopteri; Salmoniformes; Salmonidae
Product: VWFA and cache domain-containing protein 1-like
Exons: 3
Coding region: 244-711 (155 amino acids)
Source: RefSeq, a predicted model, not a curated record
GGUGCGGAGUGAGCAGGAUCUAUCGACAAAUGCACAACUAUCAGCGCUUUUAUGGAUUGUAUUCUCCUACCUUCGUGGAUUUCCAAAAUAUGAAUUGAUGUCGUCGUUUAAAGUCGAGGAAUUUCGUCUUGAAAUUAAGGCCAGGUAUAGCUACGAAGUUGUGAAAUAGUUCCCUUGGAAGUUUUUCUCACGGCUGCAAAGCGAAUUUCCAGUUUACUAUUCAACAACUACACCAGCCAUCAUAUGGCGAGGCGAGUAGGGGGAGAAGGAUCCGUGAUUUUAACACGAAUUCCAUACACAAAUUGGAAUAAGAACGCGAGACUCCACUGGUGUAACUUCAUGGCUGUUUUUUGGAGCUUUGUGGCAGUAUUGUCGCUUCUAUGUUGUGGAUUUUGUGGCGCUGAAACGGAGUUUUCGAUCUUGGAGGAGGCACAAGUUUUAGCCGUACAAAUGAAAAAACUGUCCUCGCAGGAGCUUGGAGUCUUCACCAUGCAGAGAAUCUUCAACUCGUUUGUGUACACAGAGAAGACCUCAAACGGAGAGACGGAGGUACAGCAGCUUGCGAAGAAGAUCCGUGAGAAGUUUAACCGUUACCUGGACGUGGUGAACAGGAACAAGCAGGUGGUGGAGGCGUCCUACACAGCCCACCUGACGUCCCCCCUCACCGCCAUCCAGGACUGCUGCACCAUCCCCCCCUCCAUGAUGGAGUGA